UUGAGCGAUGCGUCACGUGUAAAUGCUUUUAAGCUCAUUAUUACCAUGUCACGCCUAGAGAUCACUAAAAUCUGAUGUGGCACAUUGGCUGCGCUUUACUGAGCCAGUGCACGUCGCGGGAAACGGAUCGUAUCCAGAAGAAAAAUCAAGUGUCUAGUCCAUUGCGAAUUAAAGAGUGGACAAGAUCAGGCCGAAAGCUGAAUCAAUGAAAACCCCAAAAUGAUGGACAGCAAAUCGGCUCUCGGAGUGCCGCAGCUCAGCAAUGAGAUGCAGCUCAAGAUCAUGAACAAAGUGAAGAGCGGCGAGUUAAGCAUUGAGGACGCGCUGAAGCAAGCUGAGAACAUUUGGGGUUCACAGGAGAACUUCAGUGUGUACAAGUUCAACCGUUAUCGCUGGCAGAAACGCAUAUUGCAGAUUGACUUUAACACUAAGAUGGUGUGCAGCAUUGAGAAGGGCAUCGUGAAGCGUCAGAUACCAUUCUUCGAGGUGAAGGGCUGCAAUGACGGUCCGGGAGCCAAGUUCUCUGUCUUGUUCCGUGGCCGACCAGAAUACGAGCUGGAGGCGUCUUCGCUGGAGGACAAGUACAAGAUCAUGCAGCUAGUAAACAGGAUCAUACAAGGGAACAUAAAUGACAUUGGUGGACAGCUACAGACCGCAGAGCAACUGUCUCCACCCAGAAGCCUUCACCAGGGGCAGCUGUAUCUGCAAAGAGGUGGCUUGGCCUCAUUCAGAUGGGUGAAGUACACGGCCCAACUUUACGAGUCCCAGCUGACCCUGCUGCCCACGGGACAGCAAAUGGCCGCCAGCGGCGACGGCUGCACCUCCCCACCCCUGCCCUUCAUCAUCCACUUCUCGGACGGCAAUGCCAGAGUGGAGAAGCCGCGCAGCUGCGACACCUUCUCUGUGCUCACAAGGGUUAACGAGUAUCUGUUCCGGGUUCCUGUAAUGGAUGAGAUGAAGAGUGCAGAUGCCGUCAUGAUCGAACGAGACAAGUGGGUGCAAGACAUCGAUCGGCAGUGUGUGGCCUGGAGACGCUGUUCCCAGUCUGAGGAUCAGACCAUUUACGAGACCAUCAUGGAGGCGAAGAGACCUGAGGUUUCUGAGAUGGACGGACUCAGGAAGUCCUUCGCCCUCCUGGUGGAGGAGGCCGAGUCUGUGGGCUCCUCCGAUGAGGAGAAGAGCACGGACACGCUGACUCUGCCACCGGCGCCUCCGAGUCCCAAGCUGUGUGCUUCCCCAAAGCCCCCAGUGCUUGUGCCCGUUUUCCCCAUGUCAGCACCACCCCCACCCACAGCCCCCGCUCCUCCCCCCUUUCCUAGCAAAUCCAGCUCCAAGCCAAUAUCCAAGAGGACCAAAGCUUUUCACUGGGACCAGAUCAACCAGGACAAACUCGGGAAGUCCCUUUGGACUCGCCGCGACCUGGGAAAUGUGCAGAUUGACACAUCCCGGCUCUACGAGCAAUUUGGCACCCAGGAUUUUGUGUAUGCCGGAGGGCUAGAGUCCAACAGCAAUCUGCAGAUCAUGCUAAACCAGAAAGUAGCCCACAACUUCAAUAUUUUCCUCAAGAGCUUCCCAGUGAAACCAGGGGAGCUGAAGGAGAAGUUGUGCAUUGUUCACGAGGAGGACGGCGGCCUCAGCGAUGAGCAAGUCGCCUCGCUUCGGAGGUACGUGCCGACUUCGGAUGACAUUGAGAUGUUUAAGUCCUACAAGGGGUCUCCCUCUGAGCUCCACAUGGUGGACCAGUACAUGCUGGAGAUGUGCAACAUUCCAUACCUCAGUGGUAUCCUAGACCUUCUGCUACUGCUACGGGAGCUUCCUGUCAGCAUGGAGGACCUGCAUCCGCUGAUCAGCCAGAAGAUAAGGAUGUGCUCAGAGCUGUACAACUGCAGAUCAUUUGUGACUGUCCUGGAGUACCUUCUUGCCAUUGGCAAUUACCUCAACGAGAAUGCAGGGAAAGAGAAAGCCAAAGGAUUCCGACUAUUGACGCUAACCAAGCUCUCGCAGCUCCGUGGGAAAGACAGGAAGUUCACCUUGAUGCAUGCCCUCGUAGAGCAGAUCAGGUUACACGGUCCCCAGGUGGCAAUGUUUUUCCAGGAGCUGGCGGAAUUUGAAACUGUUCCAGGGGCUUCAAUUAAAGGCCUCACUGCAGAGGUUGAUGUUCUGAAGAAUGAGCUGCAGAAGGUCAUUCAAUACAGAAAAACAUACAAGCGAAAAAACCAGGGAACUCAACAUCAAAAGUUCAUGAAAGAUCUGAAGACGGCGAUCGAAAGGAUCAGUUCUGACCUCUCCCAGAUGACAAAGAAGUGUGAAGAGAUGAAGAAACUCUACGCUGAUAUAUUGGUGAAGUUCGGGGAGCCGCUGGAGCAGGAUUCCAAGGAACUUUUCGGCUGGGUGGGCUCCUUCGUCGCAGAAUUCCGGAAGAUUUACGCCGAGGCCAUGCAGUGACGCCGUUGUGGCGUCCGGCCGCGCGUGCAGCACUGGGAACCAGCACCGGCAGGAUGAACCGAAACUGAAAGUACAAAGAGGGUGAAUGUUCAGAAAGGGAGCUUGCUUCUCUCAAAGCAAAUAUUAAUUUGCAAAUUUGUAAUCUGCAGCGAUGGGAGUUUGGCAAAAUAAGCUACUGCUAAACAGAAUGUUGAACAUACAGUUCCGGAAAAAAUUGAGAAAAAAAUCUGCAUUUUUAAAUGCUGGUUUAAUUCUGGUUCUGCUGGCAGAAGGUUACACUGCGAGACAGGCUGCUUCCAGGCUCAAAGAUGGCAGUACAAAAAAUAUGAAUUAGCAGACACUAGCAGUGAACAAACACCAGCUAGGUAGAGUUCAGGAGCAACUUUCUAAUGCCAGAGAUGACCGUUAAUUUAUCCGACAGUUUCUCAUGAAUCGGAGGAUGACAUCAUGUGACCUUUAAAUGGAAUGGCAACCAUUAAGCCAAGUGUGAAGUGCACUGCUAGGACAGUUCGUAUCAGGCUCCUAGAAGCAAGACUGGAGACCCACAAAGCAAGGAAGAAGCCCUUCAUCAAUAUGAAGCAGGGAAGAACCAGGCUGCAGUGUGGAAAAUAUGUAUGUGUGUACAGUGAUCCCCAGCCUAUCGCUGAAGUUACGUUCCAGACUAAUCAGCGAUAGGUGAAAAUCCGCGAUAUAGAAAGACCAUAUAAAUAAAAAAAAAAUUAAAUAUAGUUUAAACCUUAAAA
Messenger RNA from Paramormyrops kingsleyae, 3188 nucleotides. RefSeq lists its product as uncharacterized. NCBI's taxonomy places the organism in Eukaryota, Metazoa, Chordata, Actinopteri, Osteoglossiformes, Mormyridae. The record is from RefSeq and is a predicted model, not a curated record.